This is a messenger RNA of Nycticebus coucang (slow loris), 1354 nucleotides long. It is a transcript of the gene FETUB, whose product is annotated as fetuin B. The coding region runs from base 76 to 1200 and encodes 374 amino acids. NCBI's taxonomy places the organism in Eukaryota, Metazoa, Chordata, Mammalia, Primates, Lorisidae. The transcript is spliced from 7 exons. Gene Ontology annotation, biological process: binding of sperm to zona pellucida; negative regulation of endopeptidase activity. Gene Ontology annotation, cellular component: extracellular region. The record is from RefSeq and is a predicted model, not a curated record. Gene Ontology annotation, molecular function: metalloendopeptidase inhibitor activity; cysteine-type endopeptidase inhibitor activity.
AUAAAACUGCUGAACAAGCUGGCUAGUUCCUGUGGCUCUGCACACUGACCCAUCGUAGGCCUUGUCCCCCACAGAAUGGGCCUGCUCCUACCCCUGGCACUCUUCACUCUGGCCCUGUGCUAUGGGACCGUGUCUCCAUACCAGGUGGCCCUACCCCCUAUGAACUGCAAUGACUCAAAUGUGCUGGCAGUGGCAGGCUUUGCCUUGCAGGACAUCAACAGAGACCGAAAGGAUGGCUAUGUGCUGAGCCUCAACCGAGUGAACAAUGCCGAGGAGCACGAACAGGAAGGCCCGGGUUCUAUGUUCUAUCUCACACUGGAUGUGUUGGAGACUGACUGCCAUGUGCUCAGCAAGAAGGCGUGGAAGGACUGUCAAGUGAGGAAAUUGCACGAAUCGGUUUAUGGUCAAUGCAAGGUGAUGUUUUAUCAAGACAAGCCACACAGAUUCCUCUAUUUACCUGCUUAUAGCUGUAUUCUUCGCCCAGUUUCUCUCAGAAAGAUUCUUCGUAUGUGCCCUGACUGCCCAAUCCCCAGUCCCACUGACUCUUCAGAUCCCCGUGUUUUGGAAGCUGUUACUGAGACUCUUGCAAAAUACAACAACAAAAGCACCUCUAAGCAGUAUUCUCUGGUCAAAGUCACCAGGGCUUAUAGCCAGUGGGUGUUUGGCCCUUCUUACUUUGUGGAAUACUUAGUCAAGGAGUCACCGUGUAUCAAAUCCCAGGCUGACAACUGCUCACUUCCAUCCUCCAACUCUGAGCCUGUUGGCCUUUGUAAAGGUUCUCUGACACGAGUAGACACAGAAAAGUUGGUCACUGUGACCUGUGACCUCUUUGAAACACAGGCUCCAGCCCCUGAAGGUGAAAACUCUGCUGUUAACGAGGAACCUGCAAACCUCCCCAAGGUCCAAGGACCCCAGCAGAAAAACACAUCUCUCACUGACUCUCUCUCCAAAGCUGGGACAAGAGGAUCUGUUCAAUACCUUCCCGAACUGGAUGAUGAAAAGCCCAAUAAUUCCCCUGCCUUCCCUGUGCAGCUGGAUAUAACCCCGGACCUCCGUGAUAAAAGCACAGAUAUCUCCUACCUCGUACUGGGGCCUAGGAAGGACCAUGUCGUUGUCCUGUCUUUCCCCAAACAAAGAAAUCAUUUUGCCCAGUGCCCAGGACCUGCACAGGAGGACAGCCCCUUCCUCCUUCCACCAUGAGAGUCACACAGAGGAUUCCAUGGGAGUGUAGUGCCCUGCACAGCGGAGAGGUGGUAGGGGAGAGAUGGGGAGUGGCUAAUGAAGGAUGUCUUUCUCCCUUUUCUGGAUCUCAGCACGUUGGCUGGGAAUGGAAAUAAAGAGCCUUAAUCCACCA